AUGGACAUCAAGGACUAUUUUGCCAGAAUUUCUUAUCAGGGCUCCUACGAUAAGCUGGACCUGGCUACCUUGACAGAUAUAUUCCAGCACCACAUCCGAGCGGUCCCUUUUGAAAACCUCAGCAUCCACUGUGGGGAAAGCAUUGAGCUGGACCUGGAAGCGACUUACAACAAGAUAGUGAGGAAGAAACGCGGGGGCUGGUGCAUGGAAAACAACCACCUUUUAUCUUGGGUCCUGAAAACCCUUGGCUACCAUGUCACCCUUCUGGGAUCAAAAGUUUAUGUCCCGGAGUACAACGCGUAUGCGGAUGAAAUCGAUCAUCUGCUCCUAAAAGUGGUGCUUGACAACAAAACCUACAUCGUGGACGGGGGGUUUGGGAUGACCUACCAGAUAUGGCAGCCAAUGGAGCUGGUUUCGGGGAGAGACCAGCCGCAGACUCCUGGGGUCUUUCGCUUCCUGGAGGAGAGCGGGGUCUGGUACCUCGAGAAGGUGAAAAGGAAGCAGUGGGUUCCCAACCAAAGCAUCUCCACUUCCCGUAACACGGAAAAAGAAGUUUGCCGGCGGGUUUAUCUCUUUACCCUUCAGCCACGAGACAUCGAAGAGUUCAGAGCCCGCAACACCCACCUGCAGACAGCACCGGACUCGCUGUUUGUGACAAAGUCUAUCUGCAGCCUGCAGACCGCCGAUGGCAUCCGGGCUCUGGUGGGGUGGAAACUCACUGAGAUAAAGUACAAUUAUAAGGAUAAUAUGGAUCUGGUGGAAAUCAGAAUCCUUGCAGAUGAAGAAAUGGAGAAAACACUGAAAGAGCAAUUCAAUAUAACACUAGACAAGAAAUUUGUACCCAUCAAUACUAGCAGGUUGUCUCUGUUUUAA
Molecule: messenger RNA, 873 nt
Organism: Balearica regulorum gibbericeps (East African grey crowned-crane)
Lineage: Eukaryota; Metazoa; Chordata; Aves; Gruiformes; Gruidae
Source: RefSeq, a predicted model, not a curated record